GACCUGAGCCUUGAGCUCAGGUAUAGGCUCUGAGACAAGUCUGAGGGGGACUGAGUCAAAGGACCUUGCACCUUGCACCCUGGGGGACACCUCGACCCAGGCUCAUCCCUCCUUCAGCCUGCCAGUCCUUCCUUCCAUGGCGGCCUUGGGCCACUGUUCUGACUCUGGAAGAAGCCUUUGGACCUUCCACCCCUUCCUCUUCAGUACACAGUCUGGCAUGGAGCUCAGUCCCUCCUAGAAAGGAAGAAAAUCCGUCAGAGCUUCUCAGUCUGGAGCAUAGAAAGCUGGAGAGAUCUGGGGAUAGUUCCAUUUUGAGAGGGGGAGGCUCUGCACAGCCUUGGAAGUCUUCGUGCAGGAAGCACCAGAGAAUUCUGUGUCGGUGUGAGAACUAGCGCUCCUGGUGGUGGCCGCUGACCAUGGAGGCACCCCUGCAGACGGAAAUGGUGGAGCUGGUGCCCAACGGCAAACACUCGGAGGGGCUGCUCCCAGCACCCACCCCGAUGGCAGGCCACCAGAGGGUCGAGGGCCCCAGACGGAGCUGUGUUGAGGGCGAGGGCUUCCUACAGAAAAGCCCCAGCAAGGAGCAGCACUUCACUGACUUUGAGGGGAAGACCUCAUUUGGGAUGUCGGUGUUCAAUCUCAGCAACGCCAUCAUGGGCAGCGGCAUCCUGGGGCUCGCCUAUGCCAUGGCCAACACGGGCAUCAUCCUUUUCCUGUUCCUGCUGACAGCCGUCGCCCUGCUCUCCAGCUACUCCAUCCACCUGCUACUCAAGUCCUCAGGGAUCGUGGGCAUCCGUGCCUAUGAGCAGCUGGGCUACCGUGCCUUUGGGACCCCAGGAAAGCUGGCCGCGGCCCUGGCCAUCACGCUGCAGAAUAUUGGAGCCAUGUCCAGCUACCUGUACAUCAUCAAGUCUGAGCUGCCUCUUGUCAUACAGACCUUCCUGAACCUGGAGGAGCAAACCUCGGACUGGUACAUGAACGGGAACUACCUGGUGAUCCUAGUUUCUAUCACUGUCAUUCUGCCUCUGGCACUGAUGCGGCAGCUUGGCUACCUGGGUUACUCCAGCGGCUUCUCUCUCAGUUGCAUGGUGUUCUUCCUAAUCGCAGUCAUCUACAAAAAGUUCCACGUGCCCUGCCCACUGCCCCUCAACUUUGCCAACAUCACAGGCAACGUCAGCCUCAUAGAGGUCACCAAGGAGGAGGCGCAGCUGCAGGUUGAGACAGAGGCCACAGCCCUCUGCACCCCAAGCUACUUCACACUCAACUCACAGACGGCAUAUACCAUUCCCAUCAUGGCCUUCGCCUUUGUCUGCCAUCCGGAGGUGCUGCCCAUCUAUACAGAGCUCAAGGAUCCCUCCAAGAAGAAGAUGCAGCAUAUCUCCAACUUGUCCAUCGCUGUUAUGUACGUCAUGUACUUCCUGGCUGCCCUCUUCGGCUACCUCACCUUCUACGAUGGGGUGGAGUCGGAGCUACUGCACACCUACAGCAAGGUGGACCCAUUUGAUGUGCUGAUCCUCUGUGUGCGUGUGGCCGUGCUGACAGCAGUCACGCUCACCGUGCCAAUCGUUCUGUUUCCGGUGCGCCGAGCCAUCCAACAGAUGCUGUUUAAGAACCAGGAGUUCAAUUGGCUGCGGCACACGCUCAUUGCCAUUGGCCUGCUCACUUGUAUCAACCUGCUGGUUAUCUUCGCUCCCAAUAUCCUGGGCAUCUUCGGGGUCAUCGGUGCCACAUCUGCCCCAUGCCUCAUCUUCAUCUUCCCUGCCAUCUUCUAUUUCCGCAUCAUGCCCACCGAGAAGGAACCUGCAAAGUCUACCCCCAAAAUCUUGGCCCUUUGUUUCGCUGUGCUUGGCCUCUUGCUGAUGACCAUGAGUUUGAGCUUCAUUAUCAUUGACUGGGUGUCAGGGACUGACCGGCAUGGAGGAAGCCACUAGGAGGAGACACCCAUCCUGUUCUGUCUACUCGUCCAAGUACCCCCAGAGUCUUCAGCCCUUGCUCCCGGAUCCAGCCAAGGGGGAAGAGAAAGACAUGGUUAACACUAUGGCAUUUGGCCCUGCCUCACAUCCUCUCUGUGGAAGGUUUAUGCUAGAGCCAGGACCAAGGCCCUUGGACCAUUACCUUGCUGGGCUCCUGGGCUACAGGGGCUUCCAGAGCUGAGAGCAGGGUGGGACUGUAUGCUUGCUCCCUUCCUCUUGCCUCAGAUCCCACCCAAGUCUGUCCUCCUUGCACAGAUGCAUACACUGAGGCCCUGCAGCUGCCUCCUGAGGUCACACAGCCUAUAGGGCACAUAGAGCUGGAACCCACGCCUGCAGCAAUCUCCCCACUUUGCUGCUGGCCCAUGGCUUGCACCCUGGGGCCUCAUCUCCCUCAGUGCACUUUCCUUCCCCCACUCCUUUCCCCGAGGCCCCUUUCAGUCACUUGGACUCAGGCCUUGGAUACUCUUGUCUCCAUCUCCCAUCCCUGUCACCAGAAGCAAUCCACCCCCCAUACCUAGAGCCAGCAGGUUCUUUUGAGUGUGAGGCUGGUGUGGGCACCUCCAAGGGAUCCCUACCCUGCCGCUUCACCAGUCCUGGGGAGGCUGGGACUCCCCCACCCCCACCCCAAGCCUGGGCCAUAGCUUACAUUCCACUACUGGGAGAAGAAAGAGGCUGGGGCCCAGAGUGUCUCUAUCCCUGGGAGCCAAAGACCCCAGGGGCUGGUCUGGGGCAGGAGUGGAGAGGCGGUGGGCCUCCUUUUAUAAAUAUUAUACAUAAGACCAGCUAUGUUGUGUAUUCUUGA
Messenger RNA from Canis lupus familiaris (dog), 2775 nucleotides. It is a transcript of the gene SLC38A3, whose product is annotated as solute carrier family 38 member 3. Lineage: Eukaryota; Metazoa; Chordata; Mammalia; Carnivora; Canidae. Gene Ontology annotation, biological process: histidine transport; asparagine transport; amino acid transmembrane transport. Bases 417 to 1931 code for a protein of 504 amino acids. The record is from RefSeq and is a predicted model, not a curated record. The transcript has 16 exons. Gene Ontology annotation, molecular function: L-asparagine transmembrane transporter activity; L-glutamine transmembrane transporter activity; L-histidine transmembrane transporter activity.